AAAUUAGCUUUUGCCUUCUUUUUGUCAUUGUGAUGGAUAAGAAGGAUCUUGCAAAAGAUUUCCACAUGACAAGCUAUGCCAGAAACUCUUCCGUUCAGAAGAAAUCCUCGGAUAAUGCAAAACACAUAACACUAGAGACAGUGCAACAACUCUACAAAGAGACAAGACCCAAGAGUUUAGGAAUAGCUGACCUGGGAUGUUCUUCAGGACCAAACACUCUUUCCACCAUUAGAGGCCUCAUCAAAGCCAUCAUAUCUGCUCACCACCGUGAGAUACCAAACGACCCCUUGCCGGAAUUCAGUGCCUUCCUUAACGAUCUCCCUCAAAAUGACUUUAACUCCAUAUUCAAGACCUUGCCUGAUUUUCACAUAGAGCUCAAGAGAGAUACCAACAAUGAUGGUUGCCCUUCAGUUUUCAUUGCAGCAUGUCCUGGAUCAUUCUAUGGAAGGCUCUUCCCUGAAAAAACUAUUCACUUUAUCUAUUCCUCUUUCAGCUUACACUGGCUUUCCAAGGUUCCUCCAGCUUUGUUUGACGAUCAAGGCAAGUCCAUAAACAAAGGUUGUAUUAGCAUUUGCUCCUCGAGCCCUGAAGCUGUUUCCAAAGCUUACUACAGUCAGUUCAAGGAAGAUUUCUCUAUGUUCCUCCGGUCUCGAUCAAAAGAGGUGGUUUCUGCAGGCAGAAUGGUGCUCAUAUUACUCGGAAGAGAAAGUCCUGAUCAUGUUGAUAGAGGAAUGUCUUUCAUCUGGGAGCUUCUCGCAAGAUCCAUAGCACAUCUUGUCGCACAGGGAGAAAUUGAGGAGGAGAAGCUCGAUUCUUACGAGAUGCACUUUUACGCUCCGAGUGCUUCUGAGAUAGAAGGUGAAGUGAACAAAGAAGGGUCUUUUGAAUUAGAGAAGUUAGAGAUGAUGGAAGCGGACAAGAAAGGCGACGAGGAUGGUAUGAGUUCCGGUGAGCUGGCUGCAAAGACGAUAAGAGCGGUUCAAGAGUCAAUGCUUGGUCCACACUUCGGAGAAAGGAUUUUGGACAAGCUUUUUGAUACAUUUGGUAGAAUGGUUGACGAGGAGAUGGAUAAGGGAGACAUAAGACCCAUCACAUUUGUUGUUGUCUUGAGAAGGAAGCACUGA
This is a messenger RNA of Eruca vesicaria subsp. sativa (arugula), 1124 nucleotides long. The record is from the annotation of a GenBank genome assembly. NCBI's taxonomy places the organism in Eukaryota, Viridiplantae, Streptophyta, Magnoliopsida, Brassicales, Brassicaceae.